UGCUUUCAUAAUGACAAGCAAAAGAGAACUGCGGGAGUGCCAACCCGCGCACUGUGGGCAUACAGUAGUACAUCAUUGGAUGAACUCUUAGAGUGCAAACCAAACUUGAUACAUUGUCUGCCUAGCCAUACCAGUUGAACACAGUCUCAUUAUUUCUCGUGCCGCACUCGAAUCGUACCGUACGGGUAGGUACUGGUACCAGGACUGGUAGCUGGGAUGCAAAAGACUCGACAUCCGUCGUAGCAAUAGCACGAGCCUCGAUCGAAAUCAUCGCGGGGUUACUGCCGUAAAGCAGGUAGAAAGGGUAAUCUAUUUAUUACGAGACUAGCUAGCACUCUUUUUAAUUUCUAUCUUUUCCCCGGCUUCACUGCAUGGAGCCGCGCACCUCCAAGCCGUCGAUUCAUUCAACGCCACGAACGCAUCUACUAGUAUCGCAUGUUCGGAUCAUGAUGGCAGCCACCAAUGCGUUGGAUGUCCUUCUUAGAGGAUGCAACUCCUAAGUGAUACGUGUGCCCCGGAAUCGUUUUGAAAUCUUCAGCUGUCUCCAAAACUCUUCAACUCAACUUAUAAAAGGUCCUCUUCCCAUCUUUCCUUCGCACCCGGAAUUCGGCAACAAGCACAAUGGUGCUUCUGCUGCACUGGUUUGCUACCUUUGUCUUUCUUAGCAGCUGCUUCAGAGUCCAAAGUGAGGUUGACAGUGAUAGUCACAAUCCCUAUGUGAUCAAUGUCCGUCUCAAGGAAGGGUAUACCCUGUCGGACCUUGACGGGAUUGCUCAAGAAUCUGUUGCCUCCAUGCACAAGAGCAUUAAUCUUCCCGAUGACGUUCUCAACGAAAUGGCCGCAAAUGGGAUCGCAAGGACAGGAAAUCAGUUGCCAAACAUGAACCUGUGGCAGACGAUCGAAUUGGCCAGAGCAGCAGACCACGAGGCAGUCUUGGCGGAAUUUGAAGCCCAGGAAUGUGUCGACGUGGCUGAGGCAUACUAUGCCAAUACACCCCAUCCAUCCCUUAUAAGGGGCGAAACCAGUUCACAUCACUAUCACCAUCACCGCAAUCUUCAAACAAAAGCAGCUACGCCUGACUUUUCAUCCAACCAGGCAUACCUGAACCAGGCACCAAAGGGAAUCGAUGCGGAGUGGGCCUGGACUAAGCCUGGUGGAACUGGAGCAGGAAUCAAGGUUUAUGACAUUGAAUAUGGCUGGAAUCAAGAUCACGAAGAUCUUGGGCUUAGCGGGGUUACGGUCCUCACCACGGGCACGCCUCUAAAUCCGUUUGAGCCACCAAGACAUGGGACAGCGGUCAUGGGUGAAAUGAUUGGAACAGACAAUGGAAGCGGUGUCAAAGGUAUUUGCUAUGCUGCUGACGCUGGUUUGGCGGCUCAGUACACGGAGGAGCAACGGGACAGCCGCGCAGCAGCCAUUCUGUUGGCUGUCAACGAUGGAACGGCUGGGGAUGUCAUUUUGCUGGAGAUGCAAACCAGAGUUUGUUUUCUUUCGACUGGAGGUGGAGGUAGAACGCCUUACGGUCCCUCGGAAUGGGACCAAGGCGUGUUUGAUGCCACCGCCACUGCAGUCGCCAAUGGGUUUGUGGUUGUGGCAGCUGCUGGCAAUGGCGCUGUCGAUUUGGACCAGUCGUCCUGUAGUGGCCGAUUCAACCUGAAUGUUCGUGAUUCUGGAGCCAUUAUAGUUGGAGCUGGAGGUGCAACUCCAUCAUCCUACGGGGCCAACCCACGGGAGAUAUUGCCCUUCUCUAGCUAUGGCACCCGGCUGGAUGCACAAGGUUACGGAGAGUCCGUGUAUACAGCUGGUUAUGGUUACAUUUGGCAGGACCCUGACAACACGAGUGACAGGAACCGCUACUACACUCACCGAUUCAGUGGUACCUCCAGUGCAUCCCCCAUUGUUGCCGGGGCUGCAGUGCUGAUGCAAUCCUAUGCCGUUCAAAAGCUUGGGAGACGACUACUCCCCCAGGAGAUUCGAACGAUCUUUCGCACCACUGGUUCCCCACAGCAAGGAUCCGGUGGAAGAAUUGGAAACCUUCCCAGCCUCGAGAUGGCAUUUGCUGCCAUUGAUGACAUUCUUGCCCCGACGCCUGCUCCAGCUGCCCCGACACCUGCUCCAACGGAAGCUCCAACUUCAGCUCCUACUGCAAUUUGUUUUUCUGGCGCCGCCACGGUGGACGUGCUGGGUAAGGGUGAAGUUGCCAUGGAAGACUUAUCCAUUGGUGAUCCCGUGUUUACUGGCUUUGAUACAGAUACUGAUACAGACACCACAGCAACAAAGAAGAAGCAAAGAACGAAAUUGUACGAGGCAGUCUACGCAUUUGGCCAUGUGCAACGAGCGGAGGUCGACGAGUUUCUGCUGAUCUACUAUAACCUCAACAGCAAUAUGCCAUCUCCAAGACCGUUGGAGAUGAGUGACAAUCACCUGAUUGGUGUCUGGGGGCAACCCCAUCCUGUCCGCGCCAGCACGAUCCGUGUGGGUGACAAAUUGAAGCAUCUCCAACACAAAGACGGUGGUCAAGACUAUUAUUUAGUCACCGUGACAAAGGUGGAACGACAAACUCGUCGAGGGAUCUAUCAGCCAUUGACGAAGAGUGGCUACUUGGUGGUGAAUGGAAUUCAGGUGUCGGCGUAUGCCACCACGAGGGAGGGUUCUUUGGCAUUGGUGGACACACUUACGAGAUGGAUUCCAGAGCAAGUGUUCUUUCACAUGACUCUCUCUCCAUUGCGCCUGCUUUGCUUGGGUAUCCUCUCUUCUUCCAACGAUUAUGUUUGCCAUGCCUAUUCCAAGGAUGAUGGGCUAAUCUACUGGCAAGCCUUUGAGUUAGAGGUCGCCCUGCUAUGCAACCGGGCACCUUGGGUACUUCAAGUCGUGUUGGGAAUCUUGAUAGUGGGCGUGCUUGGCUGUUGCUACUUGUUGGAAGCAUCGUUGGGUCCAGUGCUGGGUUCUGUGGUUGUAAUGACUGGGCUGUGUUACAGUGUGGCACGUAUUGUCAUGGUACUCUUGAGAAGCAGAACAAGCAAAGAUCCUAAGUAGCUAGGCAGGUAAUAGAACAUGAAUGAAUGAAUGAAUGAAUCUAUAAUCUAUUAAUAAAGUUUCUGUGAAAGUAGUUCA
Messenger RNA from Seminavis robusta, 3114 nucleotides. Lineage: Eukaryota; Bacillariophyta; Bacillariophyceae; Naviculales; Naviculaceae. The record is from the annotation of a GenBank genome assembly.